Molecule: messenger RNA, 11414 nt
Organism: Coregonus sp. 'balchen'
Lineage: Eukaryota; Metazoa; Chordata; Actinopteri; Salmoniformes; Salmonidae
Source: the annotation of a GenBank genome assembly
GGCUCUAUGGGUUAGCAGUGGGAGUCCGCCCACCAUGCUUGUCUCCAUACGGAAAAAAAGUUGGGAGGAUCAUGUGACCCACCGUUCUGGGUUACAGUACAGCUACGACGACCUGGACCUGGUCUGUUGCCAUGGCGUCAGUGGCGACGGGCCUCGGCUGGCAUCGGGGGGGUCCAAGCAGGGGCGUAGGGAACGAUGUGCCUCCAUGCCGGAGUGCUGUCACCGGCCGCGCCACGAUGGCCUCAACGAUGGGCAGGGUCACGCGUUGGAGUUUGUGACCUCGGUCAACAUGGAGGACAAUGGCGAUCGCUUUGCGCCGGGGCACGUGAUGUCAGCAGGCGACUUUGAUUCAACUGUUUUCCCUGUGUUCCAGGCUGAGCUGGUAGAUGGCUCUGAUGGGGCUGUUGUAGAUGAUGACCUCACCGGGAGGCUGACGGAGUUUGAACCUGGAAGAAUGCCGGACGCUGUUGAGGACUCAGUUAGCAGCCAAUCUCACUGUGACCUGGGCAAUGGGAUUCUUCAGCCAAAGCCAAACAUCAUCUGCACUGCAGACAGCGGUCAUGAGGAUGAGGAUGACAUUGAGGAUGGCACCGAUGAUAACGAGCAUCCCGACGUUGUUGAUGACCGCGUCGCAAUCGCUGUUCAAUCCUUCUCUGUUGACGAGGGACAAAGGGUCUCUAUUUGUCCGGACAAUGGAGUUUCACUGGCCUUCUCUGUUGGUGAGCAAACUGGCAGACAUCCAGAACUCCUGGAGACUACGGCCAACCAUACAGACGGUCAGGGUGGACUUCCAGAACCCUUAGAGGACACACAGACCCAGUCUCCUCAUACUGAACUUGAACCACGAGAGGACCUCUCCACUUUAGAUGAAAGCAUCAUCACUGGAGCAAUCCAGCCAGCAGCCAUUUUGGAUACCUCAAAGAACCCAGAGGGCGAUAGUGAUGUAAUAUCAGAUGUUCAUGCGGAGAUCUUGGAGGCUCCUGUUGCAGACGUUAUGGAGGGGGACGUUAUGGAGGAAGAUGUUAAGAGGAAAGCCUUAGAUAGGAAGAAUGAGGAUAGUGUUGAAGAUGCUGACGGAUUGAAUGUUCAGAGGAAAGAUUAUGAAAGUCGUGAUAAAUUUGACCAGAUUCCGAGGGGGCAACGUGCUGUGUCAGUGGAUGGCAGUCAAACAGAACAAGAUCAGCAUGAUAGUGUGAGGACUGAUGAUGGUUGUGAAAUGGCUCAGGACCAGACAGUGUUGGGAAAGGAGGAUGUUGACAUGGUGGAGAUGGAAGGGACCCGAGGAGAGGAAAGGGCUCUGGAAAUGGGCAGGGAGAAAACCCCAGAGGAUAAGGCAAGUGUAGCCUCUGUGAAUGCUUCGUGUGUCACAGCACAACGUUCUGAGGAACUGGACAGGCGCCCAUUAGCUGGACAGCAGAAUUUUGAACGUUCAAAAAUUGACGGAAUACAGGAAUGGACUACUGUAGAGGACACGGAGCAUCCGAUGAUACAGGUGCACUCUGAUGACCUCACAGUGAAGAAUACGAGUGGCGGCUUGGUGUCCGAAGACCUAACCUCGGCUGUAACAACCGAAGGACAGCACAGCGAUGGCGGCUCAAAGCUGGAUACCAUCCAUGAGAUGAACCAUUUCGAAGCAGAGGACGACUCAGUCCUCCUGGGGAGACAAGGGGAUUCGGACAUGGGUAUAUCCACCUCUCCAGCAGCCCGGCUCCCCAAUAUGGCUGCUGACCCCAAAAUGGACACUCUCAGUCAACCAACAUGUCCUGGGGAGGCAAAUGAGCCCGUACCGGAGAGAUGCCAUGGAAACCAAGCCCCUGUUAAACAAUUAGGUGAGUCACCUGUUGUAGAGGCAGUAGACGGUCAGAAAGAACAGGACAGGCCCAGUGAUACACAAGCUACAACGGAGGCGAUUGAGGAAGUAGUGCAGCCAGGCAACCCCGGCAACACUCAUCUUGGCGACAAGGCUUCAGACGUGAAGCGAGAGGCCAGCCGCGGGGAUGACAAGAGGGAGGACCAUGUGGUGAAACUUCGCGCUAGAAAGGUAAGCUAUAAAUUCAGUUCGCUGUUGCAUGGUGGUCAGGCUUUGCUGGUGUGUGUGGGGGAGGCGGGUGUCUGUGCGCGUGAGUCUGAAAGUGUGGAGUGUACACACAUUUACAUUUUAGUAAUUUAGCAGACGCUCUUAUCCAGAGCAAUUUACAGUUAGUGAGUGCAUAAAUUUUUCAUACUGGCCCCCCGUGGGAAUCAAACCCACAACCCUGGCGUUGCAAGCGCCAUGCUCUACCAACUGAGCUACAGGAGGCCUAUGUUCCGUAUUUUGCUAUUGUUUAUGACCGCGUGUGUGUACUGAGUAGUAUAUAGUCAGUUUCUUCCUGCCAGUUAUUGGGCGGUGGUGAACGUUAAGCCCAGCCCACAAAUCACUACGUCCCGCGCAGUGCCUGGCAUGCCUCUUGGAAAAACAAUGACUUCACUUUCACAUGAUGCCCAUCUGUGACUACACUAAGGGGAUCUGUAAAAUGUUCUACACUUUCCCAAUGUUAUGCUGCAUAAAAACAAGUUCCUAUAAGGGCAUGGAAACUGUGUGUGAGGGUAUUGGAAACAAAUAGCCAGAGACGGACUGGUCAUAGGGCAAUUCUGGCAAAUGCCAGAUGGGUUGGUCCAUCUUUAGCUCAGGGGGUCUGAAUUGGGGGUCUAAAUUGGGGGUAUAACACAAAAUGAUAAUUUUGGGGCUAAUAUUUGGAAGGAAAUGGGCUAGUGUGUGGACCUCAAUGCCCGGGCCGAUAUCUGGUCCCAGUCCACCCCUGCACACAGCGCUGGGUGUCAGUAGCUAGAGGAGCCAGAACAGCCUUAGCUUGGCAUCCCUGAGGUGAAAGACUCAAACCCCACUGAGCCAAAUACCUCACACACUGUUUAUACACCAUUAACCUUAGUGCUAGCUAGCCUGUCAAAUACCUUGCACUGUUAUACCAUUAGCUACGGUACUAGCUAGCCCUGUCAAAUGCCAAAUACCUUGCACUGUGUAUACACCAUUAGCCAAAGUGCUAGCCUGUCUGGAACUACCUAAGGUUGUUAGUACAUAGUUAGCGGUAGCGCCAGCCUGAUGGCAACAACCAAAAAUCUAAUACCUGAGACUGUUUAUCGACUAUUAGCCGUAGCGCUAGCCUUUAGCAAACAACCACAACAGAACCUUAUUUACAGAGUCGUUAGGCCUAUUUACGAGUCUGCUUAUUUUUAAGUAGGCACAUCGUUUGGAUAGGGACUCCGCCCAAGCACAACACUCAUGCCACAUACUUGGCUCAUUCCAGACCAUACUGUGUGUUCUUUGCUGUUGUGGUUGUCGCUCACCUUACCACAAGUAAACGUCAAGCCAUUUCACGGUACAUAUGGUGAAACACCGACGUAGUUAGCGGUCAGCGAUGUGACAUUUUCUAAAUGGAUGUGGUCCCUGAUGGCCUAUAAAGAGAGAGAGUUUGAUUGCCUUGUUGAAUGAGUAAUGGGUGUAGUCUUUAACUUUUCUCAUCUAAGUGAUGAUGCACAAUGCGUUGACACCGAUGAUGUCCUCAAGUGCAAUCUCUAGACGGAUAGUCAAAAGGCUGUGAAAUUGCAUAAUGCCUCAGGGCUUGAUGUGGCAUUGCUUCAACAUAAAUCUCACAUUUGCGUAGCAUUUUUUUUGUAGGUCUUUUUAGCCGUACCAGACAUCAGAAGAUUCAGUGCCAAAAACCAUCGCAAAGCCUGUGAGAUCACUGUCCUCAGAAAACAUGGAAAACCCAUGAAGCUUUUAUUGUGGACGUCUCCAGUUUCAAUCUCCGACUGAAAAAAAGCCCACUGUGAUUUAAAGAUGGGGAGGGUGCAAAGACAAUCUAUUUGCCAUAUGGGAAAGACUUGUCUAACGUUACCACAGCGUUUGAGGACUUUUGCACUGCGUGCGGCCAAUUGACUUAGCAAAUAUGCACUGGGGCAGGCCAGUCAGAGAAGUUCCAGGUCUGACUCAGGGUUUCCCUCUCUCACUCUCUCUCUCUCUCUUCUCUCUCUCUCUCUCUCUCUCUCCUCUCUCUCUCUCUCCUCUCUCUCUCUCUCUCUCUCUCUCUCUCUCUCUCUCUCUCUCUCCUCCACGUCAUCCUUCUCCUAGGCAAUUGAGGAGUAUAACGGCCCCUGUUGGAUCCAAUAUAUCAGUGCCCUAUACACCCUCAGCAUGUGAACAAGAGAUGGCUCAGAUAAGGAUAAUUGUACGGAGCCGCUUAUUUGCUUCAUCAACACAGCAACAACACAGGACCAGAUACUGGCUCAAAUAUGGUUAUUUUUAGACUUCUACAUUUGGAGGACAUAGGAGAGAGAGGGGGGAGGGGACAGAGAGACUGAGAGAGAAAGAGAGAGAGAGAGUUUCAGGGAAAGCUAGAGGUUUCAGGCAGUUCAUACGGUAUGGUGUUGUCUCCCAUCUCAACAACAGGAAGUGUCUGACUGUGUAAGAGAGAGAAACCCGCAAAGACAACACCGUGUGAGGAAACCAAACUGGAAUUGUCAAAACUAUCCUGUUCUACCUAUUGUUGCUGCCCUUACUCGAUGCUACGGAAACCCGUCCCAAAAAAACCCCCCCAAAAAAAAGGUUUCCUUUUUUUUUAAAAAACCCCCCCAAAAAAAAGGGGGGAAAAAAAAAAACCCCCUUUAAAGGCCCCUUUUUUAAAAUUUGGGGGUUUGGGCCCCCCAAUUUUUGGGGGGGGGGGGGGGGGUUUUUUUGGGUUUUUCCCCCUCUCCCCCCCUUUUUUUUCCCCCCCCCCCACCUCUCCCCCUCCCCUCUUUCCCCCUCUCCCCCUCCCUCUCUCCCCCCUUUUUUUUUCCCUCUCUCCCUUUUUCCCCCCCCCUUUUCCCCCCCCCUUUUCCCCUUUUUUUCCCCCCCCCCCCACCCCCCCCCCCCCCUUUUUUUUCUUCCCCUCCUCCCUUUUUUUUUCCCCUCCCCCCAAAAAUUUUUUCCCCCCCCAAAAAAAAAGGGGGUUUGGUCCCCUUUUUUUCCCCCCCCCCAAAAAAAAAGGGGGGGUUUUUUUUUUCCCCCCCUUUUUUUUCCCCCCCCCCUUUUUUUUUUCCCCCCCUUUUUUUUUUUUUCCCCCCCUUUUUUUUUUUUGGGGGGGGGGUUUUUUUUUUUUCCCCCCGGGUUUUUUCCCCCCCCUUUUUUUUUUCCCCCCCCCCCUUUUUUUUCCCCCCAAAAAGGGGGCCCCCCCCAACCCGGGGGUUUUUUUUUCCCCCCCUUUUCCCCUUUUUUUCCCCUUUUUCCCUUUUUUCCUUUUUUUUUUUUUAAAACCCCCCCCUUUUUUUCCCACCUUUUUGGCCCCUUUUUUUUCCCCCCCUUUCCCCAAACCCCCCCGGGGUUUUUUCCUCCCCGUUUUUUUUUCCCCCCCCCCUUUUUUUUUGGGCCUUUUUUAAAAAAAAAAAAUUUUUAAAAAAAAAAAUUUUUAAAAAAAACCCCCCCCCCAAAAAAAAAACCCAAACCCCCCCCAAAAAAAAAAAAAAAAAAGGGGGUUUAAAAAUUUUUUUUAAAUUUUAACCCCCCGGGGAUUGGGUUUGGGGGGGGGGAAAAACCCCAGAGGAAAAAAAGGGGUUUGGGGGGGGGGGGGGGAAAAACCCCUUUUUUUCCCCCCCCCCUUUCCCCGGGGGGGUUUUUUUUUAAAAAGGGAAACCCCCCCCCCGGUUUCCCCCCGGGUUUGGGCCCCCCCGCCCCUUUUUUUAACCCCCUUUUUUUUUUUUUUCUUUUUUUCUUUUUCCCCCCCUCUUUUCCUUUUCCCCCCCCAAAAACUUUUUUUUUUCCCCUUUUUCCCCCCCCCCCCCCCUUUUUUUUAAAAAAACCCCCUUUUCCAAAAUUUUUUAAAUUUUUACCCCGGGGGCCCCCCCAAAAAAAAAAAAAAUUUUAAGGGGGGAAAAAAAAUUUUUAAAAAAAAGGGGGGUUUUUUUUAAAAAAAAAGGCCCCCAAAAUUUUUUUUAAAAAAAAGGGGGGGGGGGUUUUUUUUUGGAAAAAAUUUGGGGGGAAAAAACCCCCAAAGGGCCCCCGGGGGGGGAAAAAAAGGAAAAAAAGGGGGGAGGGGGGGGGGGAAAGGGGGAGGGGAAAAAAGGGUUUAAAAAAAAAAAAAAAAUAAAAAAAAAAAAUUAAAAAAAAGGGAAAAAAAAAAAAUUUUUUUUUUGGGGGAAAAAAAAAAAAAAAAAAAAAAAAAAAAAAAAAAAUUUUUAAAAAAAAAUUUAAAAAAAAAGAAUUUUUAAAAAAAUUUUUAAAAAAAAGAGAAAUUUUUUUUUAAAUUUUUUAAAAAAUAAUUUUUUUUAAAAAAAAAAGAAAAAAUUUUUUUUUUUUAACCCUUUUUUUUUUUUUUUUAAAAAAAAUUUUUUUUUUUUUUUUUAAAAAUUUUUUUAAAAAAAAAAUUUUCCCUUUAAAAAAAAAAUUUUAAAAAAAUUUUAAAUUAAAAAAAAAAAAAAAAAAAAAAGGGGGAAAAAAAUUUUUUAUUUUAAAAAAGAGAGAAAAAAAAUUUUUUAAAAAUUUUAAAACCCCCCUUUUCCCCCCCCCCAAACCCAAUUUUUGGGGCCCUUUGGGUUUUAAAAAAACCCCCCCAAAAAAAAAAUUUUUUUAACCCCCAAAAACCCCCUUUUUUCCCCCUUUACCCCCCAAAAAAAAAAAAACCCCCCUUUUUUUUUCCCCCCCCCCUUUUUUUUUACCUUCCCCAUUUCCCCCCCCCAACCCAAACCCCCAAAAAAUUUUUCCCCCCCCAACCCCCCCCCCCCCCCCCCCCCCCCCCCCCCAAAAACCCCCCCCUUUCCCCCCCCCCUUUUUUUUUUUUGGGGUUUUUUUUUUUAAAAUUUUUUCCCCCCCCCCCUUUUGGGCCCCUUUUUUUUAAAAAAAAAGGGGGGGGGAAAAAAAAAAAAAAAUUUUGUUUUUUUAAAAAUUUUUAAAAAAAAAAAAACCUUUUAAAAAAAGGACCCUUUUUUUUCCCUUUUUUUUUUUUUUUUUUGCCCCAAAACCCAAAAAAAAUUUUUUUUUCCCCCUUUUCCCCAAAAAAAAAUUUUUGGGGAAAAAAAAUUUUUUUUUUUUUUGGGGAAAUUGGAAAAAAAAAAAAAAAAAAGGGAAAAAAAAAAAAAAAAAUUUUUUAAAAAAAAAAAAAAUAAAAAAAAAAAAAAUUUUUUUUAAAAAAUUUUUUUAAAAAAAAAAAAAAACCCCCCCCCUUUUUUUUUUCCCUCUUUUUCUCCCCCCCCUUUUUUUCCCCCCCUUUUUCCCCCUUUUUUCCCCCCCCCUUUUUUUUUUUUUUUCCCCCCUUCCCCCCCCCCCAAAACCCCCCCCUUUUUUUUUUCCCCCCCUCCCCCCCCUUUCCCCCCCCCCCCCCCCCCUUUCCCCUUUUUUUUUCCCCCCCCUUUUUUUUCCCUCCCCCCAAAACCCCCCCCCCCUUUCCCCCCCCCCCCUUUCCCCCCCUUUUUUCCCCCCUUUUUUUUUUCCCCCCUUCCCCUUUUUCCCCCCUUUUUUUCCCCCUUUUUUUCCCCCCCCCCCUUUCCCCCCCUUUUUAAAAUUUUUUUUUUUUAAAAAAAAAAAAACCUUUUUUAAAAAAAAAAAAUUUUCCCUUUCCCAUUAAAUUUUAAAAUUUAAAAAAAUUUUUCCCCAUUUCCCCCUCCUUUUUCCCCCCCUUUCCCCCCCCAAAUUUUUUCCCCCCCCCCCCCUUUUUUUUUUCCCCCCCCAAAUUUUUUUUUUUUUUUUUUCCCCCCUUUUUUUUUGGGGGAAAAAAUUUUUUUUUUUUGGGGAAAAAAAAAAAAAAAAAAAAAUUUAAAAUUUUAAAAAAAAGGGGGAAAAAAAAGAAUUUAAAAUUUAAAAAUUUUUUGGGAAAAAAAAAAAAAAAAAAAAAAAAUUUUUUUAAAGGGAAAAAAAAAAGGGGGAACCCAAAAAAAAUUUUUUUCCCCCCUUUUUAAAAAAUUUUUAAAAAAAUUUUUUAAAAAACCCCAACUUAAAAACCCCUUAAAAAAUUUAAAAACCCCCUUUUUUUUUAAAAAAAUUUCAAAAAACCCCCCCUUCCCCCCCCCCCUUUCCCCUUUUGGGGCCCCCCUUUCCCUUCCCCCCCUUUUUUUUCCCCCCCCCUUUUUUUUCCCCCUUAAACCCCCCCCUUCCCCCUUAAAAAUUUUUUUUUUUCCCCCCCCCCCUUUUUUUUUUCCGGUUUUUUUAAAAAAAAGGGGGGGGGGGGGUUUUUUUUAAAUUUUUUUCCCCCCCCCUUUUAAACCCUUUUUUUUUACCGGAAAAUUAACCCCUUUUUGGGUUUUUUUCCCCCCCCUUUUAAAACCCCUUUCCCUUCCCAUUAAAACCCAAAAAAAAACCUUUUCCUUUUUUUUAAAAUUUUUUUUUUAAAUUCCCAAAAAAAAAUUUUUUUAAAAAAUUUUUUUUUCCUGGUUUUUUAAAAUUUUUUUUUGGGGGGUUUUUAAAUUUUUUUAAAAAAAGGAAAAAAAAAAUUUUUGGGGGGUUUUUUUUUUUUUUUCCCCCCGGGGGGGGGGGUUUUUUGGGUUUUUUUUUUCCCCCGGGAAAAAUUAAACAAAAUUUCCCCCUUUUUUAAAAAUUAAAAAAACCCCCCCCAAAAAAAGGGGAAACAAAAAAUUGGUUUUUAAAAAAAUUUCCCGGGCUAGCUUCAGGAAAACCUAAUAAACCCUGGCUAUCUUCAGAUACUCAACUCUAAACUACAUGGCUAGCUUCAGGAGAACCUAAUACUACCGGCUGCUUCAGAACUAUACUAGCUAGCUUCAGGAGAACCUAAUACUAACCUGGCUAGCUUCAGGAGAACCUAAUACUAACCUGGCUAGCUUCAGGAGAACCUAAUACUAACCUGGCUUGCUUCAGGAGAACCUAAUACUAACCUGGCUAGCUUCAGGAGAACCUAAUACUAACCUGGUUUAGCCUUCCAGUAGUAGGAAACCUAAUACUAACCUGGCUAGCUUCAGGAGAACCUAAUACUAACCUGGCUAGCUUCAGGAGAACCUAAUACUAACCUGGCUAGCUUGAGGAGAUGGGACCUACCACCGGUAACUACAGUAGUUGGGACCUUUCAAUCACUACUUUUUACUUACAAAUUGUUAUUAUUAUUUUGUAUUUAAUCUUUCGCUUCAGGUAUCAUUUACAACUCAGUAGAAGUUAAAAUGGUUUGUAAAGUAAUAGCAAAAUAAGUAAUAGAAACAGCCAUAAACUAUUGCUCUGAAGUAUAUCUCUAAAACAAUCAAUGUCCUUCCUCGGUUGCAGGAGGUGGACUUAGACUCAGUGAAGGCCUUUGGGACAGUGUCAAGCACUUCUCCGUCUGUGAAUACUCCACAACAGCAUCAAGUGUCCACUACUCUGACCUCCGCUAGGCCUACUGCUACUCCCUGGGACCAAACCCAAGACUGGGGUAAGGCAGUCAAUCAUCGUGACGUUUACGUUUUAAACCAGUUUUCAACCUCAAAUCAACGAUAUAGGGUAUCAAGGUUUUGGGGAUUAUUUCAAUUGAGGUAUUAGGUUUAGUCACAUUUUAACCUACCAUUUCAAACACAAAUCCACAACAGGGGGGUUCAAGAUUUUGUUUGUGACGGAUCUGUCGAACAACAACAGGGAUUUUAAGGUUUGUUUUAUUUCAAGACAAAUCACUUUUUUGAUGGAUCUGUCAAAGUUGAUGUUAGUCAAAGGUGUAAAGGAUCUCUUCUAACCUGUAAUCUGUCUCUUAAUGGAUCUCUGGUUCCUUCUAACCUGAAAUAUGUCUCUUAAUGGAUCUCUGGUUCCUUCUAACCUGAAAUAUGUCUCUUAAUGGAUCUCUGGUUCCUUCUAACCUGUAAUCUGUCUCUUAAUGGAUCUCUGGUUCCUUCUAACCUGGAAUCUGUCUCUUAAUGGAUCUCUGGUUCCUUCUAACCUGGAAUAUGUCUCUUAAUGGAUCUCUGGUUCCUUCUAACCUGUAAUCUGCCUCUUAAUGGAUAUCUGGUUCCUUCUAACCUGAAAUCUGCCUCUUAAUGGAUCUCUGGUUCCUUCUAACCCAAAAUCUGCCUCUUAAUGGAUCUCUGGUUCCUCUAACCUGAAAUGUGUAUCUUAAUGGACUGGCCGGCCGGCACCUCAACUGAGCAGCUAUAGUGGGAGGGAGGGGCCUUUCACACCAGGCCAACUGUGUGAUUAGGUUUAGACCCCAUCGGAGAAGGGAGAAAAGGCUUAUUGCCUUUCUUUACAUACCUCAAGUCCCUCCAAUCCCUCAGUCUGUCUCUGUUUACUAUACAGUCCCUUGAGGAGUGUUUGCGGUGCACUUAGUGAGCUGGCAAGGCACAAGUCAUACGCACUAAAACUCAGAGAGUUUCCUCACAGACGGAUGGACAGAUGGAGGGAUGGAGGGACAGACAGACAGACAGACAGAGAACACGCACGCACACGCACACGCACACACAGACACACACACACAAUCACACACAGAGUGUAGGAAUGUGGCCGAGCCAUUCCGAGGGCCUGGUUCCUUGGCAGACUGCUAAAGCCUGUAAUUAGCAGGUUCCUGGGUCUUGAGCUGCCUCGCCCCAACAAAGGGGUCAAAAAGGGGGGGGCUGAGGGGUGACAGGACAGACCAAGUGGGGCGAAGGGGGCCGAGGGAGGGGGUGGGACUUUGUUCAAGAGAGAUUUACGUCUUGACCCCUUCAGUCGCUCACUUAAUGGAUUUUCUGUCUGACUGUGUCGUCUUUGUGUUUGUGGGACAAGGACACAAUGAACACACAGGUGGUUUGACCAUUUCUUGAACAAUUCUUCAGGGACUAAAUCCCUUUAUCCAGUGUUUGUUUUCGGCUGUUGUCUUGUGAUUAAGGGGACACUGAAUUAGACACUGCUAUUCUAUUGACAAAUUGCCACAUAGAAAGACAUACAAUAUUAUGAGUUGAUAAAAAAGAUUAUAUCAAAGGUUAUGCUCUUAUCUGUUGUUUACAAACGCACCGGAAGUUCUUUGGGGUUCCAGGGUUCACUUCCGCUCCUCUUCAAAAAGUCGUUAAAAAGUUUGUAUCAAAGGUUAUGGUCUUUUAACAAGUAAUGCAACACUUCAGAAUUGAAGAAGGUUGUUACCCAGAAUCUAUCUCUUAAUAUGGUGAGUUAUUUGUUGUUUAUCAGCAGAGAAUUGUGCUAUCAGGACAAAAUUCUGGAUAGGUGAUUGGCUUUGUAUCUUUAAACAGAAAAGCCACAUUUCUGUGUUAUCUGUUGCCAUUCCUCUUACAUAUGUGUUAUGUAUGUCAAAACCUGAAGAAGAGUUUCAGAUAAAAAAUGAAUUCUUUAAUUUUAAUUUUAUUAUUUUUUACAUGCAUUUCACAUUCAGCCUAUGUCUAAGAGUGUCGGUCUACAGACCAAAGUUUAUAGUUUUAUACAUAGACAGAUAUGUCUUGGACUAACUGUGUUCUUUAGUGAUGUUGUAACUGCAGACCUGUUCCAGGCCUUA